Molecule: messenger RNA, 2123 nt
Organism: Seriola aureovittata
Lineage: Eukaryota; Metazoa; Chordata; Actinopteri; Carangiformes; Carangidae
Gene: rad9b
Product: RAD9 checkpoint clamp component B
Exons: 11
Coding region: 75-1319 (414 amino acids)
Biological process (GO): DNA repair; mitotic intra-S DNA damage checkpoint signaling; cellular response to ionizing radiation
Cellular component (GO): checkpoint clamp complex
Source: RefSeq, a predicted model, not a curated record
AAUUAGCAUGUAGCAGAUUUAAGGUUAGCAUCUGUCUACUCCAGUGAGUUCCCUGAGUUGAACCAUCAGCAAAUAUGAAGUGUGUCCUCGAAGGAAAUGGUGUAAAAGUAUUUGGAAAGGCGAUUCAGGCGCUGUCCCGGGUUGGAGAGGAGCUUUGGUUGGAUCCCACUGUGAAAGGGCUGGCUCUGAGAUCAGUGAACUCUGCUCAUUCUGCAUAUACCUGCUUCCUUUUCUCGCCACUGUUCUUCGGCCACUACAGCCUGGGAUCAGGAUCAGAGCAAGGCAGUGAAACCAUCAAAUGCAAACUGAUCAUGAGGUAUGUGCUACCACUUUUCCGGUGUUUGACUUCCAUUGAGCGUAAUGUGGAACGAUGUCAGAUAUCAAUCAGCACACCCAGUGACCGGGUCAUAAUCCAGUUUUUCUGCAGGCAUGGCAUCACCAAGACCCACAACCUUCAUUUCCAUGAAAGUGAGCCUCUGCAGGCAGUGUUUGCCUCACACCUUUGUCCCAAUGUACUGAAGGCACCUGCCAGGUUAGCACCUCAGUAUUCUGUUAUCAAGCUCCUUAGUGAUAUGGUGAUGCAUUUCCCAGUGUCCCAGGAGGAAAUCACUCUGUCCGUGACUCCUCUGAGAGUCAGUCUGAGAAAUUACUAUGAGGGGGGAAAUGAUCACAUGAAGAUGAACACUGAGAUGUCCUUACACCCAGACGAGUUUGACUACUUUCAGGUCGGAGAGGACUCGGACAUAACCUUCUGUCUGAAGGAACUGAGGGGUUUUCUGUCCUUUGCAGGGUCACAUUGUCUCUCAGUGUCGGUCCACUUUGGUGCUGCAGGAAAGCCUGUGUGUUUCCUCAUGGAGGACAUGGUCCUGGAGGCCACCGUGGUGCUGGCUACUCUGAUGGACUCUGAAAACAUGGACCCCACUCUGCGGACAGGGACCCCGGUCCCCAGUACACCCAGGUGUGCAGAUGCCGCUUCUCUGCCUGUGGUUUCAUAUGAGGCAGACAGUGAUAAGCCACAGGAUGUUCCUGAUGUGAUGGAGCUGAUUGCAUCCAGCCAGGGCAGCCCUAUAAUCGACCCACCUGCGCUGAUGCAGCUCCUGUCUCAGGCUGACCACUCUGGCGGACUCGGUGUACCUGAAGAGGCCUGUGCCAGUGCCACCUCAACUCCUGCCUCCACCACGAUCUGCUCCCUCCUCUUCAGGGCCUUGUCCUCAGAGCAGGACGUUGAUGGCUGUGCCGCCAUGUUGCCUGUUCUGGCAUGUUUCAGUGACACAGAGGAGGAUAUGGAAGUCGAAUACCCAAGAAGCCCUUCACUCUGAGAAUAGAGCUACCACUCGGUUCUCAUCUUCCUGUUUUGUGCUACUGCCAAAAGUAGACCACAGCAUUUGACGGCAAUCAGGACGAUUUAUGAUCUGAAUUCAUAUAUAUUUAAUAUAGUACGCAUUUUAAGUUGAUUUUAAGCUUUUUGUUUAUCGCUAAAAUGUUGCUUUGCUUGUUUAAACCGUUUUCAAAGUGUUAAGUUUCCCCACAGAGUUCAGUUUUAAUUCAAGAGAAUGUAUUUACAAUGAUUAUUCAUCAAAGAAUAUAUCAGUCAACAUGUUCCUGCAAUUUCAGUGUAAUAUAUAUUUAUCUCAAAUGAGGGAAAAAGAUUGUUUGGUCUACUCUGUGAAAACAUUACCUCUACCUGUUAAAUACAAUAUAAUUUAUGUAGCGCCAGGUUAUAAUAUGCAUUAUAUCUCAUACAUCUCACGGCAUGUUAAAGAGUAAUAAUAUUGUAUAAUAUUACAGAGGGAGGUUAGGUAAGGUUGAGGGGAGAGAAACGAGGGAGGGAGAGAGAGAGACCAGGAACAGCUGUAUAUACUGUUGUAUUCAAGUGCUGUCAGACUGGUUGUUAUAAUGAUAAUAAUAAAAGUGAUAUGUAUAGGUGUAAUAAUGUCAUUAACAGUAACAGCAGCAAUAAUAACGAGUGUUGAGUAGCAGCGGCAGAUCCGUCAGAUACCAGCUGCUGACGGUAGUCAGUCAAGAGGAAUGUGGGAGUCGACACAAAUCGUACAAGACGUUCUUAAGCAUUAUCUUUUCUGGCCUGAAUGCAGAGUGAAGUGUGAUAGUCAUGAUGGAAAAAU